AUGGGGAGAAAGUCUCCCCCGUGGCACUUGACGGGGAGGGGGAUGGAGAAUUUUCUUUCCCACGGGGACGGGGAUGGGGAGGCACUCCCGACGGGGAAUUCCCCGUUGACAUCUGGAGUUCCUACUGGGAGAUGUUUCUUGGAUAAACCGUGUGCUUGGUCACAACAGGAAGUCGCGGCAGUUUGGGCUUGGUCCAGUUCGGUUAGACAUUCUAAAACUAAAGCGGCAGACUGUAUGGCAGAGGACACAGGAAUGAGUGGGAUCCUAGGUGCAUUGGCUACAAAGGUUGACUUCAAGUUGUCAUUACUCAAAGAUGUUAUGACUGAGUACACGGAGAUAAAACGUGUGAUCAAUGGGUUAGCCGAAGAAAAAGUGAGACUCCAGCAAGAGAAGGAGAGGCUCCAGCAUGAGAAGGAGAUGCUUCAGCAGGAACAGCAAUCAAAUGGAGAGACUUUGGCAGCAAUGAAGGAGGACCUUUUGGCAUCAAAUAACACAUUGGUGGCAGCAAGAGAUGCACUUGUGGCAUCAGCAGAGGAGAUUUCUCAAAAGAACUCCUGCCUGGAGUUUCUAAAGAAAAAACUUCAAGAGAGUGAAGCCAAGAAUAAUCAAGCUGAACAACUGUGUGGAAGUGCUAUGGAGUCUAUCCAACCAAGAGGGGAAUACAUGGAGUGCCUUGAUCCACAACCUCUAGAAAUUACAAAGAAAUUAACAUGA
Miscanthus lutarioriparius is the source of this 714-nucleotide messenger RNA. NCBI's taxonomy places the organism in Eukaryota, Viridiplantae, Streptophyta, Magnoliopsida, Poales, Poaceae. The record is from the annotation of a GenBank genome assembly.